Messenger RNA from Verruconis gallopava, 2300 nucleotides. RefSeq lists its product as uncharacterized. Gene Ontology annotation, cellular component: cytoplasm. The record is from RefSeq and is a predicted model, not a curated record. Bases 55 to 1833 code for a protein of 592 amino acids. NCBI's taxonomy places the organism in Eukaryota, Fungi, Ascomycota, Dothideomycetes, Venturiales, Sympoventuriaceae. Gene Ontology annotation, molecular function: flavin adenine dinucleotide binding; oxidoreductase activity, acting on NAD(P)H; 2 iron, 2 sulfur cluster binding. The transcript is spliced from 3 exons.
CACUUUCGUAAGCAACCAUCAAUUUCGCUGUGACAUCAAACCACUUGCGGGUUUAUGUAUCUCUCACGGAGUGGACUAUUUUACAUGCAGUCACUUGGAAGAAGAGCUCUCAGGAUCACAUUUUCACUUUCUUCUGGCCCACGACAGCCCUACGGCUCUUUCAGACCUCUCUCUGUCACAGUUCGAACAAUGGCUACCCAGUGGAAACUCAAGGACGUCAGUUUGAGUUCGCUGAAGAAUGGCAGCAAGUUGGAAGCUGAGGUAGAGGGUAUUUCUGAUGGCAAGGUCCUCCUAGUCAAGUCGGAGGGCAAGGUCCAUGCUAUGAGCCAUAAAUGUACCCAUUAUGGUGCUCCUCUUGUAAAGGGCGUCUUGAGCGGGGAUAGAAUCACCUGCCCAUGGCACGGAGCCUGCUUUAAAAUCACAACGGGCGACAUCGAAGACGCACCUGCUCUCGAUCCAUUAGCGAAAUUUGAGAUCGUUGAAAAAGAUGGUGCAGUUUAUAUCCAAGGCGAUGAGUCAGCAAUCAAGGCGAACAGAAGAAAACUAAAUCUUAAGUGUGCGUCAAUGUCGCAGGACAAGGUCAUAAUUGUCGGCGGUGGAAGCGGCGCUCUUGGGGUCACAGAAGGUCUCCGUGGUGGCGGAUUCAACGGAGAGAUCACCAUGAUCACUUCAGAAGGCUAUCCACCUAUUGAUAGAACGAAGCUAUCCAAGGCAUUGUUGACCGAUGUCUCGAAACUGGCAUGGCGCUCGGAGGAAUUCUACAAGGAGGCAGCCAUAGAUGUCGUUCAUGAUACUGUUGAAUCCGUAAAUUUCAGCGAGAAAUGCGUGAAGACAUCAUCUGGAAAGACUCAUCAAUACACCAAGCUCGUUCUUGCUACUGGUGGGACGGCCAAUUUCCUCCCGCUCCCGGGCUUGAAGGGUGACUUGAAAAAUGUAUUUGUGCUCAGGACGCUUCCAGAUGCUCAAGAAAUCAUGAAGUCUGCAGGUGAGGAAGGAGGUAAGAAGAUCGUGGUUAUCGGAUCCUCAUUCAUCGGCAUGGAAGUCGGCAAUUGUCUCGCGGGGAAAAAGCACCAAAUCAGCAUCGUUGGUAUGGAGGAAGAACCAAUGGAGCGAGUCAUGGGUAAGCAGCUUGGGAAGACUUUCCGAGGGCUUCUGGAGAAGAAUGGUGUUAAAUUUUAUAUGGGCCAGUCCGUCGACAAAGCAACAGCAUCAUCCGCAGAUUCUUCAAAGGUUGGCGCCGUGUUACUGAAAGAUGGAACUAGGCUUGAAGCAGAUCUUGUGAUCGAAGGCGUUGGUAUCAAACCAGCAACUUCGUAUCUCAAAGACAAUUCUGCAAUUCAGUUAUUGGGAGACGGUUCCUUAGAAGUGGACGAAUCUUUCCAAGUGAAUGGCCUGAAAGACGUCUACGCUAUUGGAGACAUUGCAACAUAUCCUUAUCACGGCCCAGGGAGUAAUGGCAAGAAGGUGCGCAUUGAGCAUUGGAAUGUUGCCCAGAAUGCAGGGCGCACAGUGGCCAAGGCGAUCAAUGCACCAGAAUCCAAACCUGAGCCUUUCACACCCGUCUUUUGGUCAGCUCUGGGCAUGCAAUUGAGAUAUUGUGGCAAUACCAUGGCGGGAUAUGACGACGUGGUAAUUAAAGGAGAAACUGAUCCCGAGAAAGCGAGCUUCAUUGCCUAUUAUACCCAGGGCGAGACCGUUGUGGCUGUCGCGACAAUGGGCAAGGAUCCAUAUAUGGUGCAAUCUGCAGAACUGAUGCGAAAGGGGAAAAUGCCAAGCAAAAGGGAAAUCUUGAAUGGAAUUGACUUGCUCGAGGUAGAUGUUCCGAAGCUAUGAAUGUCUGAGAAGGCAUUGUUAGACUCUCAAGAUUGGAUAAGCAUAUCAGAGAACACAAAAACAUAACUCGCUUUGAUUUCCUUGGUUAUGGUUACGCAAAUUCAAUGAGCAAUGUGCAAUGUGCAAUGUAAAGCUGGCAGAAGAUUGGAGAAUAAUUUCAAGCAAUAACGCAAAAUGGUAAUGGCUACAUUGCUAAAAAGUACAAACAGACAUUGCGAUUCCUUUCGUCGAUGAUUUACGAUGUUUAUGGCAGGUUUAAUGUUGUUACGGAGUAAAAACAAUCAAUAGAAUCAAGCGCGAAAUCACCGAAGCGGGCUUCAUGAGCAACAAAAGUUGAAGCAAAAUAGAUAACUAAUGAAGGGUGAGAGUAGUAUUGCAAUUUGGAUGGAAUCGCAUUCCGCAAUGAAGAUACUUUACUACUUGAUAUUGUUGUCUAGAUCUGAAUAUAUUCCAAAGCUCAAAAAGAA